This is a messenger RNA of Bactrocera tryoni, 1673 nucleotides long. RefSeq names its product microtubule-associated protein Jupiter-like. The coding region runs from base 163 to 714 and encodes 183 amino acids. The record is from RefSeq and is a predicted model, not a curated record. The transcript has 2 exons. Lineage: Eukaryota; Metazoa; Arthropoda; Insecta; Diptera; Tephritidae.
UUUUACAAUACAUAUUGUGCAUAUAUUUUUAAAUAUAAAUAGCUAAAAGAACAUUUAAGAAAAGAAUCAUUUUUGAUUUGUUUGUCCUUCGUCCAUUUUUGCACGCCGCAUUUAUUGUCGAACGCACUUAACACUCACUCUCAACAAUCAGUCUUCCGCAAAAUGAGCAAAGCCGAUGAAGCAUGUCCACCACUCCCUGUACCGGAAUCAAGUUCGCCACCCAGUUCCAAUACGCCACAAUUAAGCAUAGAUUUACCAUGCGAGCCUAAAGCGUCUGAACAAACCGCCAGCAGUGAUUUGUCCGCACGUUCUCGUGUAACUGUAAAAGACACCAAUCUAUCAGCGCGUUCUAAAUUAAGUGAACAUCCACAAGCGACAUCACGUUCAAAAGUCCCGACCACAGAUCAUGCUCAACGUUUCAGUUCAGCGUCAAAGCAUAGCAAUAUGGGCGCUGGCGAUGUCGCUUCACAAACGCGUCGUGAAAUUGGCACAAAUUCCGACAAUCCACAUUCGUUUGCGAAAAUGCAACCCGGCAAAGAAGGUCGCCAAGAAGUGCUGGAACCGUGUGACAACCGCGUACCACCAGCGCCAACGCCACGCAAUCCAAUUACCGGUUUGGGAUUGGGCGAAGAUGGUGUUGGAGGCAUAAAACCGAAAAAACCAAAGGAUCGUAGAGGUUCGCGUGACUGGGAAAUAAUUUCUGAACGCUUUUAGCGGCAAAGUUAUUUAGGGCAUUUAAAAAGUAGAAAGUUAAAGUAAUAACAAUAAGAACUUGAAGAUUGAGUGUUUAGAUUUUUACGAUAAUAAAUUAUCUUUACAAAUAGAAAGAUGUACCAGAUAAGGUUGAAAAUGUGGAGGUAAAACAUUUCUGGUUACGAGUAUGAGUACAUCUUAACAAAUGUAAUUUUGCAAUUAAAAAGGAAGUCUAAUCGUCGUAUUCUCGUAUAUUCCGAAAAGCCUCACAUAGUAACUAUCUCGACACCCCUCAUAUUCAAUGUAUGAUCCAAGCAGUGAAUAACCAAUUUUUUAUAACUGUAGAAAGUCACUCUUCAACUCGGAAAAUGUUCUACGGAUCAUUUUGAACAAUUUUUUCUAAUAAACUAUGGGUCAAAAACUGAGAUAGUGAUUUUCAAAGCGAAUUGUAGCUUUUAGGGAUUUUAAACAUUUUUGAGAUAUUCAAAUGUAAUUUAAUGCACAGGGGUAUUUAGAUAUUGUGCUGAUUUGUCUGAGUCAUACAGAUCGGACAACAAUAACAUAUGUAUGUAUAUCUUCCAAGCAACCGAUUAUUCAGUUUUUUAAUUGCCCGAUAUGCUACCUGCGCACCAUUAUGCAGAAUUAUCCUCUAAUAUAUACUUAAAAAAGAUAACGAAAGUACAAAAAAAAAUCGGACAACUAUAACAUACAUAUAUCUCCCACACAACCGAUAUCUCUAGUGUACGUAGAGAGUUUAGAGGAAUUAAAUUGGUACUUUCUAUUUUUAUGACACUUCAUUUUAUGCAAAGUACCGUAAUGAAUACCUAGUAAUGCUAAUUUAAUGUAAUUACUUUUUUUCCUUGAUACCUCCAGUACUUCCCAAUACUUUGAUAAGUACUGCUUAAUUUAAUACUAUAUAGUAUAAUAGUUAUGAGAAAGUCGUUAAUUUAAAUUUAAAUAAUUAUAAUUUACAUAUUUUC